UUCGCUGGUCAUCGUGGCAAACUUCUCGGCUCGGACGACGCCAGUCAGGACAUUCGCAAUGCCGAAAGAAGAAGUUGGGCCGAUUUAAGACGAGUUUCGUCAUUUUCAAGAUGCUUUGGCGGGAACGAAGCACUCGCAAAUUGUGCGACGAUCUCUGGUCGAUUGACUGUCUCUGGUUUC
Messenger RNA from Caenorhabditis briggsae, 180 nucleotides. The record is from RefSeq and is a predicted model, not a curated record. The annotation marks the transcript as partial. The transcript has 2 exons. Lineage: Eukaryota; Metazoa; Nematoda; Chromadorea; Rhabditida; Rhabditidae.